AUGACAGCUCAGGAGCCUAUUGCUGAACCUUCAGCACCGACAUACAGCCCUAGAUAUGUCGAUAUUGGCAUCAACCUCGCAGACCGCGUCUACCGCGGCAGCUAUCGCGGGAAUCAAAAGCACCCUGAUGACCUGGACGCCGUCGUAGACAGAGCGAAGCAAGUAGGAUGCACAAAACUAAUGGUCACUGGCUCGGACUGGCACAGCAUCAAAGAUGCCAUCGACCUCGCCAAUGAGUAUCGCAUUCACCCCUGCAGCAGCAGUAUAUUCGGCACCGGCCCGUCCACCACUGCCCAUGACGAUGCGCACGUGGCCCCGUGUGACCCCGACCCCUCCGCGCCCAUCCCCGACAGCGCCGUGGACCUCGAAAAGACCGCCGCCAACAUUGCGCAGCUCAAGAUGCUCAUCGCCGCCGGCGUCCAAAAGUCGGGCUCCGGCGGCUGCGCCCCCCUCGUCGCGCUCGGCGAGUUCGGCCUCGACUACGACCGGCUGCACUUUUGCAACAAGGCGGUGCAGCUGCACAGCUUCGCCGCGCAGCUGCGUCUCGCCGCCGCGCUGGACCCCGCGCGAGGAGAUGCGCGAGCUGCUGGAGCUCGGCCUACGGACGGGCCUUGGUGCGAGGUGCGUCCGAGCCACGCGGGCUGGAAGUACCUCGUCGAGGCCUCGGCGGCGUCGUCGGCAGCGGCGUCUGCAGCCGAGGAGACACCGUCUUCAUCAGCGGUGUCGACGCCCGCCGCGGUGUCGGACGCCUCCGGCACUGGGAAGCGGCCCAAGCCCCAGAAGCAGCCCAACCAUGGGAAGAAGAAAAACCAGCGGGCGGAGCCCGAGGUGGCCUCGCGGUUCAAGGCGACCAAGAGCUGGCAGGAGGGCUGCAUGAUCAAGGGCCGCAACGAGCCGUGCACGAUUGAGCGCAUCGCCACGAUCGUCGCAGGCAUCAAGGGUGUUUCUGUGGAGGAGGUCUGCGAGGCGGCGUGGCGAAACACGAACAAGGUGUUUCACCUCGACGAGAGCGCAUAG
This is a messenger RNA of Cordyceps fumosorosea ARSEF 2679, 1017 nucleotides long. RefSeq names its product Deoxyribonuclease, TatD. Gene Ontology annotation, molecular function: 3'-5'-DNA exonuclease activity. The transcript has 4 exons. Lineage: Eukaryota; Fungi; Ascomycota; Sordariomycetes; Hypocreales; Cordycipitaceae. Bases 1 to 1017 code for a protein of 338 amino acids. Gene Ontology annotation, cellular component: cytosol. The record is from RefSeq and is a predicted model, not a curated record.